AUGGCUCCAAAAGCUAAGCAAUCGCAAAAAGCUUAUACGAUAGUAAUCAAGCUUGGUACUUCAUCUAUUUGCGAUGAGAGAACGCACGAACCACUCAUUUCUAACUUGUCCUUAAUUGUGGAAACUGUUGUCAAACUUCGAAAAUUGGGCCACAAUGUUGUUUUAGUAUCGAGUGGUGGUAUUGCAAUGGGUUUGAGAAGAUUGGACCUUCCCAAACGUCCUUCCAAGCUCUCUGCAGUUCAAGCUAUUGCCGCCGUUGGUCAAGGUAGAUUGAUAUCUCUUUGGGAUAACCUAUUUUCCCAACUUCGACAACCAAUUGCCCAAAUUCUGAUUACCAGAAAUGACAUAGCAGAGAGAACGCAAUAUGUAAACGCUGCUAGUACAAUUUCCGAGCUUUUGCAUUUGGGUGUUGUCCCAAUUGUCAAUGAAAACGAUACGCUUUCUGUGCAAGAAAUUCGUUUUGGUGAUAAUGAUACCUUAUCAGCAAUUACUGCGGGAAUGAUUAAUGCAGACUAUCUCUUUUUAUUAACAGACGUGGAGUGUAUGUUUACUGCCAAUCCUCGCACAAAUCCUGAUGCAAAGCCUAUUCGUGUGGUACAAGACACCUCUUCGCUAAUCGUAGACGUUUCUUCUCCCGGUAGUAACGUUGGUACAGGAGGAAUGAAAACAAAGCUCAUUGCCGCCGAGUUAGGUACUUCUUCAGGCGUAAAUGUUGUCAUUUCCCAUGGUGCAAAACCAUCCAAUAUCCUUGAAAUUAUUCGACAUGCAUCCUCGUCUGUCGAAGAUUUAGAAAAAAUCGAGGGCUUACCCUUAUAUACUCAUUUCGUUGCCAAGAAGCAAAAUAGAAUGCGCGAUCGUCAUUUUUGGCUCUUACACGGCCUAAAGCCGCAGGGAAGUUUAGAAAUUGAUGGAGGAGCCCAUGAAGCAAUUACGAGGACAAACCGUGCUGGUUUGUUGCCAGUAGGUGUUACCAAUGUGAACGGUCAUUUUGCCGCUCAUCAAGCUGUGAACAUAACAUAUAACGAAGUUGUAAUCGGCAGAGCCUUGGUAAACUAUAGCAGUACUGAAAUUGAAUUAAUCAAAGGGAAAAGGAGCAAUGAAAUUGGAAGCAUUUUGGGCUUUACAGAAACUGAAUAUAUUGCUUACCGUGAUUAUUUGGUUAUCAAGGAUUUCAGCACCAAUUAG
Molecule: messenger RNA, 1185 nt
Organism: Schizosaccharomyces osmophilus
Lineage: Eukaryota; Fungi; Ascomycota; Schizosaccharomycetes; Schizosaccharomycetales; Schizosaccharomycetaceae
Gene: pro2
Product: glutamate 5-kinase Pro2
Exons: 3
Coding region: 1-1185 (394 amino acids)
Cellular component (GO): cytoplasm; cytosol
Molecular function (GO): ATP binding; glutamate 5-kinase activity; RNA binding
Source: RefSeq, a predicted model, not a curated record